CUUUCAGAGGAGGCAGCUGCUAAAGCUUAAGGCCAUAUCCUGGUGGUCUCCUGAACAAGCCAGCAGAUUACAGAAGCGGAAGUUGGCUGUUAGCAUAUCUUUGCCCGGAACAACACCCUUAAUGAACAAGUACAUGGAUCACAGAAGUAGACAUUGGCCAUCUUCAUAUUUUAUACAAUACACUUCCUAAACCACACACAAGCAAGUAGGACAACUUCUGGUAUCUAAAGAUAUUUCUUCCCUGUAGCUGACUUAGCUAGUUUGCUCACUUGAAAAUCUUCUACCUUUAACAACGAGAUCAACGCUGUCACCAGACGGCGCCUGACAACCCGUGCGAACACAGCGGGACGGAUCCAUGUCUGGGCUAUCAGGACGCCCUACCUCGUCCCGGUCACCUCGGAGCGUGUUUCUCUGAGCCGAGCCGGCGGAGGGCGUCCCGCUCGUCCACCUCUGAACUCCUGGCUGUCACUGCCGAUAGGCACAGAUGGGAACCUUGGACAUUUCGCUUCUCCAGUGCCUGCCGGGAAGGGGAUAGACUCCCCAGGCGACUCCCGGGUGGCCACGUGGAUGUGGAACACUCCCUGGAAGCGCUGGCAGGCUGUGCGCCGGCCAGGCUUCCCAGACAGACCGGCGCGGUCACCCAGCUCUUGCACGACUGGAACACACAAACUGUGCAAGUCUUCAGGGGACAGCGACGGACAAAUCCUCUUUAUUCUGAGAUGGAAACCGGGUGCUAACACGGAAGUCGCACCCUGAUAGUUUGUCCUAAAUUUAUUUUUUUAGGUUGCAUUUUCUUUCCUUUCCAGAGUUAACCGCCUGCAUCCUCACAGCCCACGAAGGAGAAGCUUCUGGUUUCCAGAGCCAUAGAGGCGAGUGUCCUGAGGAACAAAGGUGAGUGGGCCACUACCCAGAAUGCUCUGAAGGAAACCAGAGCGUCUCCCCCGCAAAAGGUGCCUAUCUGGCACAUUAUUAGCAACCCCAGGCACUGAGGACACAGCAAGUGCAAGGCGGACAUGCCGAACCGCUCAUCUUCCUGAGAACGGGAGAUCAAACUCCCAUGGGAUAGAGACCGUCCCUGGACCGGGAGGGAGGGAGACAUUCUACAUCACCGGAGACGGGACGCAGAGGCACAACUGACGGCUGAGCGAUCCGUACCUGGAAACCUGUCAAACGCGCCCACAUCUUCCUAAUUACUUCUUCACCGCAAAUGACCCACGGCGCAACCCUCCGAACCCUCCAUCGUGUCGAUUCUUCUCGAAUCGACAGAUCUUAUCCAUUCUUUGUCUCAAAGGUAAAGCUUCGUGCUCUGGUCACUUAUUCACGUCGUAAUUCUUUCGUGAAGGUUUCCGUGUGCGUGUGUAAACGUGUCGAAAUCGAGUGCUCUUUUCCUGUUAAUCUGCCUUAGGUCACUUUUGGUCUUAGGCGCCGCCAGAGACGUAAGAAUAGAGAAUGUUCCUCUCCUACAGCUGCUCGAGUGUCCAAUAAGGAGGAAAAUGGAAAGUGGGCAUUAGACAUUCACCACUUAAGUCAUCGGUGUCCCUUGGGGAAAGAGAGUCAUUUUUGGAGCGGUCUGGUGGGCGACAAGUAUGUAGUGAAAUAUGGGGUGGAUGGCGGGUGAAGACGUUGAAAGGAUGCGUGUGGAAAGUACAGGUAUUUACAGAAGUUUGCCGCUAAGGUGGCCCAGACAAAUCGGGGUCCCGGCGAUGAGCUAUGUGAUAGUGCUGGAAUUUUGAAAUAUGUCUCCAUUCUUCUCUGACUCAUGCACCAGGAAAUAUUUUUUUCUUAAUCUGGUUCAACAGAUAUAACUCUCUGGUUUCUGCAUUCGGAUUGAUUAUUAAAUUGUUUUCACUUUUUUUAAGUAGGUGAUUAAUCAGGUAGAAAGCAUUCUCCUAGAAUCUGUGAUAAAAUGUUGAGUGACAACAGCUGCUUUUCUGGGGCUAAAAGUACAAUUAGAAAAUAAAAAUUUUUACACACUUACAGAGAAUUUAUUUAAACUAAUUAUGCUUCACUACCUCAUAGGGAGUUCUGUGUAAGUUUUGAGUAGAUAUAUGGAAAGAAACAUCAAAUUUUGGAGAAAGUGUUGUGUCACUGUGUACUUGAUUUCCACAAGGCUACCUGGAAAACAUCAUAAAUUUUUAGAGGAUAUUACAGCCUAGCCGAUUUCUGUAGGAAAAAAAAAUCACCUGGAAAGAUACCUGUAUGUGAAGUCACAUACAGUUUUCAGUGAUAUGAAGAAAUCAAUCUCGUUUGGAAUGUAGAGAAUGCGAAGACAUGUGGCCAGAAAGGAAGCAAUAAAUAUAUGUAAUGACUUGUUCUAAAAUACAUUAUAGGACCCAUUUUGAGUUCAAACUUUUGUCCUAGGAAUAGUGACAGGCCCAUUAUGAGGUUUAGCCAGACGUCAAAUUCAGCAGCCUUCUCUAUUUAGUAAGUGUUCAAUGGAAAAAUGGAUAAAGAAGAUGCAGUAUAGAGAUAUACAAUAAAAUUUACUCUGCCAUGAGAAAGAGGGAAAUCCUGCUACUUGUGACAACAAAAAUGAAUCUUGAGGGCAUUAUGCUAAGCAAAGUAAGUCAACGCUUUGUAUUUAGAGGUGGAAAAGGUUUGUUGUCAGGAGUUACUUUGGGGGAAUAAUUACUGUCUUACCAAUGGUUGGAUAUUGGUAAGGGACCAUCACCCUGACACAUUCCUCUUCAUAGUUCCAGCUCUGUUAACUGUGAUUCAACCUUUUCGGCUUCAUUUUGAAAGAUAGUCAUUGUUUUCUCAUAAUUCCUUCAGGACCAAACGGUGGCCUUACCAAGUUGGUGAUAGGGACUGAGUAUAGUAUUUGUGUCCCUUGUACUGUUUUGCCAUGUCUGAUAUAGUAGAACAGAGUCUAGUAUUGGAGGUGACAUCCCCAGACACAUAGAUCUUACAAGCAGUACCGUGGACAGAGAUGAGGAAAUUUGAUAAAACAUCAUUGGUGGUCUGAUACUGAGGAUGGGAAAUUCUUGCCAAUCCAAUUUAGCGGGAUUAUUGCUACUGAGGAUAAGGUUUAAAGUGUGGGAUUAGUCAGUAAGCUUCGAAGAGUCUGAAAUGUAGUCGAGGUAAAACGCUGUCCGAUCCAUCUUUGUACCCAACGGCAUCCCUCUAUAUUUCUUGGUAUGACACAAUCUGGAGUGUUUUAUCUCUUGUCCCUGACCAAAAAUACAUAAACUGAUAACACUGCUGUUAUGAUAUGCAGUGCAUGCGUUUGCAUUAACAUAAGAUGAUGUUUACUGGCUUCUGCUAACGGGGAACAUGUUUUGUGGCAGAAUGACUCCACGGAAUAUGUGGAUUUGGAUUUGUAGCCUCUGGUAGCACGCUAAGCUACACACCCGUCUGAAAUGAAGUCUCCCAAACUUGGGUGAUCACCUACAGAGAGCGCUUUGCGCAAAUAUGAGUACCAUCCCUUUAAAGAGGGGGAAUCUGCCACUUCCCAACGCACUUCUGGGCUGAGCCUCGUCUUUUAUGCCAUAAGCCUUUCCCAUCGGCAGUCUUUGGCUCUGAGUGGACUACAUUACCCAGAAUGCUCAGAGUCGAGCGGCAGCACCACUAGCCAGUAAGAACUUAGAAAAGAGGAUGUUCUGCGUGUGGCCCGCCCCACGGGCCAGUACUUCCGGCUUCCUACUCAUGGCGGCAGUAUUGGCUGCUAUGGGUUUUGUUCGCCCGGUGCCAGCUCCAGGGUUCUGGAUCGAGACCGAGGUGACGAAACCAGAGAAGACGCGAGAGGCGUCGUGGUACCCGUUUCACAGGCGCGGGUGUGAGGCGCGGCGACGCAACCUGGGUGACCUUCGCCAGACCGAGUCGGGGACCACGGUGCCAGGCGCCCCCUCCGCUCCCGUUUCGCCCCAGAGUCCAAUGGCGGCGGCCGCGCCGAGGGGCCCGGCUGAGGGCAGGGUGACCUUUGAAGAUGUGACUGUGUACUUCUCCUCAGAGGAAUGGGAUCUCCUUGAUGAGGCUCAGAGACGCCUGCACCAAGAUGUGAUGCUGGAGAACUGGGCACUUAUAACCUCCUUGGGUAGUUGGCAUGGAGCCCAGGAUGAGGAGGCACCUUCUGAGCAGAGCAUUUCUGUACGAGGAGGGUCGGGAUCACGAGUCAGGACUCCCAAGGCAGGUGUGUCUCUCCAGAAGCCCUGGCCCUGUGAGAUGUAUGGUGUGGACUUGAGAGACAUUUCGCACUUAACUAAGCACCAGGGAACACCUCAUGGGCAGAAACUGUACAGGACUGGAGCAUAUGAAGGACAAUUGUAUUUCAGUGCAGAACUUCAGCAUCAGAAGCAGCACACUGGAGAGAAAUGCUUUGGAAGCAACACGGGCAAAGUAUCAUUCGUGAAGGAUUGCACAUUCUGUGUGUCUGGGAAGCCUCUAUUCUGUGGAGAGGGUGUGAGGGACUUCUUGGCCAUCUCAAGGGUUCUCCAGCAUGAGGCAACACGCACCAGGGAGAAGUCAAACAGGAACACUGAGUGUGGGGCAGGCUGUCACAAGGGGGAAAAUCAUUAUGACUCUGAUGAAGGUACAAAUGACUUCAUUUGCAAACGCACACUUGUUCUGCACCUGAGAGUCCAUACUAGAGAAAGAUGCUACAUGUGCAGUGAAUGUGGAAAAUCUUAUAGCACGAGCUACAGCCUUAAUGACCACUGGAGAGUUCACACUGGGGAAAAGCCCUAUGAGUGUGAAAACUGUGGGAAGUCCUUUAGGCAAAGCUCCGGCCUUACUCAUCACCGUCGAGUCCAUUCUGGAGAAAAACCUUAUGAGUGCGGCGAAUGUGGGAAGUCCUUUAGCCAAAGCUCUAGUCUCAUUAAACACCACAGAGUUCACACUGGAGAAAAGCCCUACGAGUGCAGCGAAUGUGGGAAGUCCUUUAGCCACGUCUCGAGCCUCAUUCAACACCAGAGAGGUCACACUGGUGAAAGGCCUUAUGAGUGCAAUGAAUGUGGGAAGCCCUUUACCCACCAAUCAGAUCUGAUUCGACACCAGAGAGUUCACACUGGAGAGAGACCUUAUGUGUGUAGUGACUGUGGGAAGUCCUUUAGACAGUUCUUCACCCUCAUUGGACACCGGAGUGUCCACACCGGAGAAAGGCCGUAUGAGUGCAGUGUCUGUGGGAAAGGCUUUAGCCGUCAAGUUAUCCUCACUGAACAUCAGAGAGUUCACACCGGAGAAAGACCUUAUCAGUGCAGCGAAUGUGGAAAAUCCUUUACCCGCAAAUCUGAUCUCCUUCAACAUCUGAGAAUUCAUACUGGCACAAGACCUUAUGAGUGCGGUGAAUGUGGGAAGUCUUUCAGCCAGCAUUCUGGCCUUACUCAUCACCGUCGAAUCCAUUCUGGAGAAAAGGCUUAUGAGUGUGGGGAAUGUGGAAAGUCCUUUAGCCAAAGCUCUAGCCUCAUUCAACACCAGAGAGGUCACACUGGAGAAAAGCCCUAUGCAUGCAAUGAAUGUGGGAAGUCCUUUACCUACAAAUCCGAUCUUAUUCAGCAUCAGAGAGUUCACACUGGAGAAAGACUAAGCGAAUGUGGAAAAUCCUUUACCCGCAAAUCUGAUCUCAUUCAACACCUGAGAAUUCAUACUGGCACAAGGCCUUAUGAGUGCAGUGAGUGUAAGAGAUCCUUUAGCCAGCAUUCUGGCCUUACUCAUCACCGUCAAAUCCAUUCUGGAGAAAAGGCUUAUGAGUGUGGUGAAUGUAGGAAACCCUUCACCUAUAAAUCUGAUCUUCAUCAACACCAGAUAGUUCACGCUAAAAAAAGACAUCAUGUGUAGUGAAUGUGGGAAGUCAUUUGCCAUAAAUCCAACCUUAAACCCCAGGCAGUUUACACUGGAGAAAAGCCUUAAGUGUUCUGGGAAUGUUUUCUUCUGUCAUUCAGUAUAACAUUACUAGAGGAGACACUGUAGAGGCCAUUACCUGAAUUAAAAUCUCUUUUGUCCAGA
Molecule: messenger RNA, 5940 nt
Organism: Pteropus alecto (black flying fox)
Lineage: Eukaryota; Metazoa; Chordata; Mammalia; Chiroptera; Pteropodidae
Product: zinc finger protein 256
Biological process (GO): regulation of DNA-templated transcription
Source: RefSeq, a predicted model, not a curated record